GGGGGAAGGGUGCAGGGCGGGUACCUAGGCAAGGCGGGGAGGAGGACGCAAGGGCGAUCCUAGGGAAGGCAGGGGGCAGGCGAAAGGGGAGAACGCAGGGGGUAGUUACCCUGCGGGACCAGGGUUGGUGUGUGCGGCAGGGGUUUAGCCCUGGGAGAGGGCGUUUCCCAGGACGUUGGUUAUGGGGGUCCCCACACCGGUAUGCGCGGGGCACAGUUCUGAACACGGCGCCGUGCCUGGCUCUUCGGCGGCGCUCUGGGGCUUGUAGUGCCUUGCGCCAUCUUGCCAGUGUGGGCAGCAGCUCCAGCGAACUCUCCUUCCCAGCGUGCAAUGCGCCACAGCGCGGGGGCGGGGCCUUUGGCGGGGUGCCUCUCGGGAGUUGUAGUCAGGGCGUGCGGGAAGUGGCUUGUCAGGGGCGGGGAGCGGACUCGGAUUCCCGUCGGGGCCGCGGCCCCAUUGUGGCCGGGCCCGCAGCCCAUUGGCUGGCGGAGGGAGCUGGGCCUCGCUCCCCGUCUGGUGACACAAUAGCGAAUCCAAGAUGGCGGAUCCGGGUGCAGGGAGCUUGCACGGGGGGGACGGGGGGCUGUCGUGCCCGCUCGAGGAGCAGGAGCUGAGCCAGCGCCUCCGCCGCCUCUACCCGGCCGUGAACCAGGCCGAGACGCCGCUGCCCCGCUCCUGGAGCCCCAAGGACAAGUACAACUACAUCGGCCUCUCGCAGGGCAACCUGCGCGUCCACUACAAAGGUCAUGGGAAAAAUCACAAAGAUGCUGCAUCAGUCAGGGCUACACACCCCAUCCCUGCAGCUUGUGGCAUUUAUUACUUUGAAGUGAAGAUUGUCAGUAAAGGUAGAGAUGGGUACAUGGGAAUAGGACUCUCAGCCCAAGGAGUCAACAUGAACAGACUUCCCGGUUGGGAUAAACAUUCGUAUGGUUACCACGGUGACGACGGGCAUUCCUUCUGUUCUUCUGGGACCGGGCAGCCCUAUGGCCCCACCUUCACUACUGGAGACGUGAUUGGCUGCUGCGUCAACCUCAUCAACAACACCUGCUUCUACACAAAGAAUGGCCACAGCUUAGGUAUAGCCUUUACAGACCUCCCUUCAAAUCUCUAUCCCACUGUGGGGCUGCAGACACCAGGAGAAAUCGUAGACGCCAACUUCGGGCAGCAGCCGUUCGUGUUUGACAUUGAGGACUACAUGAGGGAGUGGCGAGCAAAGAUUCAGGGCACCAUUAAGCGGUUUCCCAUAGGAGACAGACUAGGCGAGUGGCAAGCAAUGCUGCAGAAUAUGGUGUCUUCCUACCUGGUUCAUCAUGGGUACUGUGCAACAGCGACGGCCUUUGCCAGAGUGACAGAAACCACAAUCCAGGAAGAACAGACCUCCAUAAAGAACAGGCAAAGAAUACAGAAGCUAGUCUUAGCAGGCAGAGUGGGAGAGGCUAUAGAGGCCACGCAGCAGCUGUACCCUGGCCUCCUAGAACACAACCCUAACCUGCUCUUCAUGUUAAAGUGCCGACAGUUUGUGGAGAUGGUGAAUGGAACAGACAGCGAAGUGCGGUGUUUCAGUGCCCGCAGUCCCAAGUCACAGGACAGUUACCCAGCAUCCCCCAGCCUAAGCCCCAGACACGGAUCGAACAACUCGCAUGUUCACAGCACAGGAGCAGACAGCCCAAGCUGUAGCAACGGAGUCACAUCCACAAAAAGCAAACAAAGCCACAGUAAAUACCCAGCACUGAGUUCAUCGUCGUCCUCUUCCUCCUCUUCCUCUCCUUCGUCGGUGAACUACUCUGAGUCCAAUUCAACAGACUCCACCAAAUCCCAGCAGCAUAGCAGUACAAGUAACCAGGAGACCAGUGACAGUGAGAUGGAGAUGGAGGCUGAGCAUUACCCCAAUGGAGUCCUUGAAAACUCCUCCACCAGGAUAAUGAAUGGCACCUACAAACAUGAAGAGAUCCUCCAGACGGACGAGUCCAGCAUGGAAGACGGCUGCCCCCAGAGGCAGCUCUGCGGGGGGAACCAUGCUGCCACAGAGCGAAUGAUCCAGUUUGGGCGGGAGCUGCAGACUCUGAGCGAGCAGCUCUGCAGAGAGUACGGGAAGAACACGACGCACAAGAAGAUGCUGCAGGACGCUUUCAGCCUGCUGGCGUACUCUGACCCCUGGAACUGCCCUGUUGGGCAGCAGCUGGAUCCAAUCCAGAGGGAACCUGUGUGCGCUGCUCUCAAUAGUGCUAUAUUGGAAUCUCAGAACCUGCCAAAGCAGCCCCCGCUGAUGCUUGCCCUGGGCCAGGCCUCCGAGUGUUUGCGGCUCAUGGCUCGUGUGGGCUUGGGUUCCUGCUCCUUUGCCAGAGUUGACGACUGUUUGCACUAGCCACCAGAGGAGAUGGAGUGACGUCCUCCAGUGCUGCCCUUCGCCCUCCAUUGCCACCACCGCCUCUUCCCUCGCCUGACCUCCCUGCUGCCCGGCCCCCCCCGCCCCGGGAAGAGACAGAGCGCUGACUGAGUCAGUCCCUCCGCACCAGGCGUCCCCGUCACGUGCCGUUGGCGGAGCCGGGCAGCGGCUGGCAGACCUCUCCCAUCUCCCCACCGUCACCGCGGCUGCAGCAGCGCUCAGUAAUUCGCUGGUUAAUCUAAUGUAGAGCCUUCCGAUUUAGGUCUUUCUCUUUAUUUUUUUCUGACUGAGCCACCAGUAUUUAUAUCUGGAGAGUUUGUGCUGAGCUGGUUUCUGCUAAUUUAGUGAUAAAGCUCAUCCACCUGGGUGACAGCUUCUUAUUUUCUUAAGUAAAAAAGAUCUAUACCCGUCCCCACACAUGAACAUCCAGUAUUUAUCUCCAGUGCUAGUGACCUGAGCUCUUCCCCAGAGGGCAGCUCAAGGUGUUUAUUUGGAUCCCAUUCAUUAAAAAGGUCUCUUCCACCUCA
Molecule: messenger RNA, 2913 nt
Organism: Chelonia mydas (Green sea turtle)
Lineage: Eukaryota; Metazoa; Chordata; Testudines; Cheloniidae
Gene: RANBP10
Product: RAN binding protein 10
Exons: 14
Coding region: 539-2365 (608 amino acids)
Biological process (GO): cytoskeleton organization; cell surface receptor signaling pathway
Cellular component (GO): cytoplasm
Molecular function (GO): protein binding
Source: RefSeq, a predicted model, not a curated record